This is a messenger RNA of Mustela lutreola (European mink), 1781 nucleotides long. Its product is annotated as splicing factor, proline- and glutamine-rich-like. The annotation marks the transcript as partial. The transcript has a single exon. The record is from RefSeq and is a predicted model, not a curated record. Gene Ontology annotation, cellular component: nucleus. NCBI's taxonomy places the organism in Eukaryota, Metazoa, Chordata, Mammalia, Carnivora, Mustelidae. Gene Ontology annotation, molecular function: RNA binding. Gene Ontology annotation, biological process: regulation of DNA-templated transcription.
GCACUCCUGGCGGCCACCCCAAGCCACCGCACGGAGGCGGCGGGGAGCCCCGCGGAGGUCGGCAGCACCACCUACCCUACCACCAGCAGCACCACCAGGGCCCCCCCGCCUGGCGGGCCAGGCGGCUGCAGCGAGGAGAAGAUCUCUGACUCAGAGGGAUUUAAAGCCAACUUGUCUCUCUUGAGGAGGCCUGGAGAGAAAACUUACACUCAGCGUUGUCGGUUGUUUGUUGGGAAUCUACCUGCUGAUAUCACAGAGGAUGAAUUCAAAAGACUUUUCGCUAAAUAUGGAGAACCAGGAGACGUUUUUAUCAAUAAAGGCAAAGGAUUUGGGUUUAUUAAACUUGAAUCUAGGGCAUUGGCUGAAAUUGCCAAAGCUGAACUUGAUGAUACACCCAUGAGAGGUAGACAGCUUCGGGUUCGUUUUGCCACACACGCUGCCGCUCUCUCCGUUCGAAAUCUUUCACCUUACGUUUCCAAUGAACUGUUGGAAGAAGCCUUUAGCCAAUUUGGUCCUAUUGAAAGGGCUGUUGUAAUUGUGGAUGAUCGUGGGAGAUCUACAGGGAAAGGCAUUGUUGAAUUUGCUUCUAAACCAGCAGCAGGAAAAGCCUUUGAAAGAUGCAGUGAAGGUGUUUUCUUACUGACAACAACUCCUCGUCCAGUCAUUGUGGGACCACUUGAACAAUUAGAUGAUGAAGAUGGCCUUCCUGAACAACUUGCACAGAAGAAUCCAAUGUAUCAAAAGGAGAGAGAAACACCUCCUCGUUUUGCCCAACAUGGCACAUUUGAGUAUGAAUAUUCUCAGCGUUGGAAAUCCCUGGAUGAAAUGGAAAAACAGCAAAGGGAACAAGUUGAAAAAAACAUGAAAGAUGCAAAAGACAAAUUGGAAAGUGAAAUGGAAGAUGCCUAUCAUGAGCAUCAGGCAAAUCUUCUGCGUCAAGAUCUGAUGAGACGCCAGGAAGAAUUAAGACGCAUGGAAGAACUUCACCAUCAAGAAAUGCAGAAACGUAAAGAAAUGCAACUAAGGCAAGAAGAAGAACGACGUAGAAGGGAAGAAGAGAUGAUGAUUCGUCAGCGUGAAAUGGAAGAACAAAUGAGACGCCAAAUAGAGGAAAGUUAUAGCCGGAUGGGCUACAUGGAUCCAAGAGAAAGAGACAUGAGAAUGGGUGGUGGAGGAGCAAUGAACAUGGGAGAUCCCUAUGGUUCAGGAGGCCAGAAAUUUCCACCUCUAGGUGGUGGAGGUGGCAUAGGUUAUGAAGCUAAUCCUGGAGUCCCACCAGCAACCAUGAGUGGUUCCAUGAUGGGAAGCGAUAUGCAUAUUGAGCGCUUUGGGCAGGGAGGUGCGGGACCUGUGGGUGGACAGGGUCCUAGAGGAAUGGGGCCUGGAACUCCAGCAGGAUAUGGUAGAGGGAGAGAAGAGUAUGAAGGCCCAAACAAAAAGCCCCGAUUUUAGAUGUAAUACCUAGGUUUUCAUUCCAGUUUGUUUUUGUCUUUUCUUGUUUAGAUACCAAUCUUUUAAAUUCUUGCAUUUUAGUAAAAAAGCUACCUUUUUAUGGAUGUUAGCAGUUUAUUGACCUAAUAUUUGUAAAUGGUCUGUUUGGGCAGGUAAAAUUAUGUAAUGCAGUGUUUCAAAUGGGAAUAUUUUUUCUUUUUAUUUACUUUUUUUUUUUAACUGUAUAAUGUCCCUCAAGUUAUGGCAGUGUGCCUUGUGCCACUGAAUUUCCAAAGUGUACCAAUUUUUUUUUUUACUGUGCUUCAAAUAAAUAGAAAAAAUAGUUAUAA